Molecule: messenger RNA, 1493 nt
Organism: Arachis duranensis
Lineage: Eukaryota; Viridiplantae; Streptophyta; Magnoliopsida; Fabales; Fabaceae
Exons: 5
Coding region: 1-1266 (421 amino acids)
Molecular function (GO): zinc ion binding; protein dimerization activity; nucleic acid binding
Source: RefSeq, a predicted model, not a curated record
AUGGCUUCAGCUACCAAUGUUUCUGCACAAAUUAGCAGUAUUCCUAUGCUGAAUGGUUCAAACUUUAAAGUUUGGAAGGAUACCAUGGAGAUUGUCCUCGGUUGUAUGGACCUAGAUAUAUCUCUUCGAGAGGAGAAACCCACUUCCACUCCGGAAAACCUCAAUGAGGUUAAAAUAGAGAAGUGGGAGAAAUCCAAUCGAAUGAGCAUUAUGAUCAUGAAACGCUCAAUUCCUGAGGCGUUUCGGGGCUCAAUUACUGAGGAUAAAGAUGCCAAACAGUUCCUAAAGGAUGUUGAGAAAUUCUUUACUAAGAAAUUCAGUGCUCACAUGCCUUUAUCUUCUCAGUAUAAAAGAAAGCGUGAUACUACUGCGGAUGCGCCUUCUCAGCAGAAAAAGGCUAAGAAACAGGAUCAAGUUUCAACUUGUUUCUUCUGUAAAAAGGUGGGACACAUGAAGAAGGAUUGUACCAAAUAUGCCACUUGGCGUGUAAAGAAGGGUAUAAUUCUUACUUUUGUUUGUUCUCAGGCUAGUUUAAGUUAUGCACCUGUUGAUACUUGGUGGGUAGAUUCUGCUGCUAAGUGUGAGAGUGACGGCCACACCCCCACUUCCCCUGUCCCCUUCUCCUUCCCCACAUGCGCGACACUGCGACAGGCCGACAGCUUCCCUCUCCAAAUCCCACCGCCGAACAGAGGAGAACCCCCACCGCCGGUGCACGACCCAGCCUCUAGCCCUCCACCGAACAGCGUUUCUGGAGCCACCUCUGACCACGCCACCUGCGACCUCGCCGCCUCUAGUCCACCCAGCACUCCAGCAGCGUUUCUGGAGCCACCCCCAACCUCGCCACGUCCGACCUCACCGCCUGCAGUCCACCCAUCAGCGUUUCUGGAGCCCACCCACGACCUCGACACGUCCGACCUCGCCGCCUCAAGUCCACCCAGCAGCGUUUCUGGAGCCCAGCCACCCAGCCACCGAUUGUCGGAUUCAAGUUCAUAUGGAGCCCGAGCCAUCUAUUCAGACGUCUUAGCCAUGCCAGUUUCCACAGUUGCUUCAGAAUCGGCAUUUAGUACUGGAGGAAGGGUGUUAAAUAAUUAUAGGAGUUCUCUAACACCGAUGACAGCUGAAGCGUUAAUUUGUACCCAAAAUUGGCUCCGAAACUCUCCAAAACUUGUCCUUGAGGAACUCAUCGAGGAAUUGGAGAAGUUGGAAUUAGAAGUUGCACCCACUCGUGAUCCCAAUGAAGAAGAUUCUGGUGUUGAGUCUGAUUAAAGUACAUCUUGUUAAGUUGUUAUGGUUGGUUUGCAUUAUGAAGUUAGCUAUUUUGUUGGAGAAGAUACCAUAACUUUGCUAAUGACAAUUUAUUUUUAUUUUCAGUUGUGUUGGCUGUUGAACUAUUAAACUUCUUUAAUUGUCGUAUUUGAAUUCUGUUGUCGUUAUAUUUCAUUAGAUCAAUACUUUGUUAGCUAUUGUGUAUUUUGGUUUGUCGAUUUCAGUGU